AUGACACAUGGGGAGCCAACAGCGGAGGCACAAGCAGAACCAGAAGAGACACCAUCACUCGAGGUACCACUACAUGGAAUACUGACAGAAGCACCAAUAAGUCUACCGGAAGUAUCAGUAGAGACGCCAGCAAAAGCACCGGAACCAUCAGCAGAAGCAUCUGAUGAACCAGCAGAAACGCCAGCAGCGGAAGCACCAGUAAAAGCGAAAGUACCGGCAGCACCACCAGAAGCGCCAGAACCGGAAACACAAGUAGAUGUACCGGAAGCACCAGCAGAAGCUCUCGCGCCAGAAGCACCAACAGAAGCUCUAACACCAGAAGCACCAGGAGGUACACCGGAAGCCCCUGAGGCUCACUGUCCUGCGGUUGCGAUCUUGGUGCUGAACAAUAGCGAGAAAAUUUUGCUAUAUGUCACGAGGGUUGCUGCUUAG
Molecule: messenger RNA, 432 nt
Organism: Penaeus vannamei (Pacific white shrimp)
Lineage: Eukaryota; Metazoa; Arthropoda; Malacostraca; Decapoda; Penaeidae
Source: RefSeq, a predicted model, not a curated record